Molecule: messenger RNA, 2608 nt
Organism: Mesocricetus auratus (golden hamster)
Lineage: Eukaryota; Metazoa; Chordata; Mammalia; Rodentia; Cricetidae
Gene: Cimip5
Product: chromosome unknown C2orf50 homolog
Exons: 4
Coding region: 281-727 (148 amino acids)
Source: RefSeq, a predicted model, not a curated record
GCACAGACAAUCUGCACCCCACAGAGGGGCUCAGAUGUCCUCAGUGAGCACUCAGCGGGGUCCGCCCCUUCCCUUGCGCACUCGGGAGCCGCCUGUUCCCUGGGCGACAGUCAACACAGAACACAGCUGGGCGCAGAUGCUGCCCCAGCCUGGAGAGUCUGUCCCUAUCAGUCACUCAGAGUUCGGGAUCCGGUGGGGCGCUCUUGUGCAGGCUUUCCUGGGAUAAAAAGUCUCAAUCAGUCUCUCUCUUCUCUUCCUUUUCCAUUCUCUUCAGUCCCCCAUGGGCAGCCAACACGCGGGGCUCCCAAGAGCCACAGCAUCCGGGUACGGACUGCCCCCUACCAGACCUCUUGCCUCAGUUUCCAGGACCAGGGAUGGCCCUGCAGCAAGCAGGGGUCAUGCUGGUGGCUGCCAGGGUGCCACAGUCCCUGGUGUGCAGCAGGACCAGCUGUGGAGGGAGCUCGUGGAAGCCGAAGCGCGAGGCCAGCAGCGGUGGGCUGAGAACUGGGGUUUCCUGAAAGACUAUGACCCUUUGGGAAAUAAGAAGGAGCCUAAGGAGCUGCCUGCAGACACGCCCUUCUUCUCAGACACGGUCCCCAGCUCCACGAGCCGGGAGGUGGGCAGCAGGCUGGACACGGCCCUGGGGAGAGCCCUCACCCACAUGGACUUCUUCUUCAUGGAAGGCACCCGGAAGAGGAAGCCAGAGGAUGAGCUGCAGCCAGUGUAGAGAUCUCAGGACAGACGGCAGACGGGUCCACGCUGCCAGGCUUAGCCACGUGCCAUGAAGUCUACAGCACACUGGCCAGUAGCGCCUGUGUAAUACAUAAAUACAGACAGGCCAGCCACAGACGGAUGGAACGUCAGCUACUGCUUAGCCUAGAAGACCUCCCUCCGUGUUGAGGCGGUUGUUGACCUGUAUGGGAUGUGGAGUCCUUUUGCUUUAGCAUUUACCCUCAAAAUGGAACAAACUGCUACUUUGUAAAAAAUGGAGUCACUCAAGGCAAGGCCGCUUGCUUUACACAAAAUGGAGUAACUCGGAGCAGAGCUGUUUGGAUCGGAUCUCCAUUCUAGGAGCAGAUUUGUCUACUAAUGAGUGACAGCCAAAGCGUGGACACACACACACACACACACACACACACACACACACGCCCCCUCACACCCUUCAAAGAUCUCUCUCUUGGGAGGGAAGCCACAGAGGCUCCUUCCAUGGGAAUAGUGAGGGCUUUGGUGAGGACUGGUGAAAGGCAUGCUGGUGCAUAGCUUACAGCAUAGAAUUACCACAGACUGGUCUUGUGUGCAUGUGUGCGUGCAUGCCUGUGUGUGUGUGUCUGUCUGUCUGUCUUAUAGCCUAGUGAUCUCCAGAUCCAGAGGAGGGGAAAUGACCCCCUCUCCUAGUCUUGUGCCUGAAGAGCCAUAUAGGGAAAAGGGGCCAGCCAAAGAAACGUGCCCUGAGCAGAGCCAAAGAAACACACUUUGGCCCUGCAACUAGAACCAAAGAAAUGUACUCUGACCCUGAAUCCAGUGCCAUAGAAACAGACUUUGUCCCUGGAAUCAGAGCCAGGGAAAGAAAUACGCCCUGCCCCUAAAACUAGAGCCAAAAGGCUGAAAAGGAUCAGGGAAAGAAACACACUUUGGUCCUAAAACCAGAGCCGAAUCUGACCCUUAACCUGUGCAGUAAACUAACCAAUCCCUGAGCAGAUCUAGUCAACCUGAGCUCAGGGAUUGAAAUCUGACCAAUCCCCACCCUGGGAAAACUCUAAAGGGGGGCACCUAAAAAUCCUUAUAUAAACCCUGUGUCUAUUCAGCUGUGGUUGUUCAGGCUGCCUGGCUGUCCUCUGCCACUCUCCUGGAUUCUUCCCUCCCAACAAAUCUCUUGAAAGAGGUUUGGGUGAAGACCUUCUUUAGCUGGAGCAGAGUCAACCCAGAGCAGAGGGGAGCAGGGCUGUAACACUUUUCGCCUAGAGAAGCCUUCCCCUGGCUAAGCGAAGUUGUUACGCUCCACUCUCUGGGGGACUGGAGUGGAACUGUAGGGAAAUCCUCUCCUACUGGAGCAGAACUGAUACACUUGUGAGGACCUGAGUUAGAGCCCCAGAACCCACUUUAAAAAGUUGGGCAUGCGUAUUUGUAUUCUUACGGUGGAGAGGUUUAAAAAAAAGGUUCCCUGGGUCUCCUAGCCUGUUUAGUGAGUUCCAAGCCAGUGGACUGCACAGUACUUGAGGAAUGACAUUUGAGGCUGUCCAUUUGGCUUGCACAAGCGUAGGCUCAAGAGCGUGCUCGCACACACACACACACACACACACAAACACACACACACACACUAACAAAACCCUAGUAAUAAAAAGAGGAGGGAGGGAAGGAAAGAGCCGGCUCUCAGACGAUACGAUGGAACAAGCUUGUAACCCAGCAUUUGCCAAAAGGCAGAGGCAAAAAUGAGAAGUUCGAAGCCAAUGCACACAAUGUAAGUCCUGGCGCGGGUCACACAGUUACAAUCCUAGCAUUUGGAAAGCGGAAGCAGGAGGAUCUCAAGUUGAAAACUGGCUUACGCUCAAGGUCGGUCAGUCUGCAUCGAAUGAGACCUUGUUUCAAUAAAGCAAAAAACAGGAAAACA